AUGUCAACAGUCAUAAAUACAAUACCCAAGACUGCUCAUGAAUCAUACUCAAAGCGCCAGCGCUAUGAAUUUGAAAUCUUUGAUAAAUCGAUAAAAGAGAUUGAGAAUUUGUUCAAACAAGAUAUUCAUACUUUUAAAAGACCAAGAUUAACAAAACAUCAUUCAGAUUCAAGUGGCCAUGAUGAAGAUAACAACAACAACAAUAACAACUACACAUAUCAUGAUUCAAGACAGCUAAAUGAUUAUCUCAAGAAGGAUAAACGUAAUGAUUCGUACAAGUCAUUGUUCAGCAUAAAUAAACAAGCGAAUCAAGCUGUUGCCGCUCAUCAACAUCAUAACUACCAUGAUCAUAAAACUCCACGUUCAGAUGAAUACCACCAAUUAAGAGACCUAUACAAGAAGAAACAAUUAGAAAUGUCUAAACCGUGUUUGAAACCUUUAGUUCAUCCUUCAAUCAUAAAUCAUAUUAGACUAGAAACUAUAAAAAAGAUUGAUUAUUAUGUCAAUGAUAUCUUUGAUGAUGAUGAUGAAGGUUCUUGUGUCGAUCAAGAUUAUAAUGAAGAUGGAUUGUUCUUGAAGAAUGAUAAGAUUAUUGGUAAUUUGAUCAAUAUAAUUGAUUCAAAUAGAUGA
Messenger RNA from Hansenula anomala, 630 nucleotides. RefSeq lists its product as uncharacterized. The record is from RefSeq and is a predicted model, not a curated record. The coding region runs from base 1 to 630 and encodes 209 amino acids. The transcript has a single exon. NCBI's taxonomy places the organism in Eukaryota, Fungi, Ascomycota, Saccharomycetes, Phaffomycetales, Wickerhamomycetaceae.